AUCAAUUUUAAAAAAUCUUAACAAAAAAAAGUUAACAACUGGAGGAAAUCUGGAUAAGGAUACAUUGGAAUCCUUUGUACUAUUCUUGCAACUUAUUUGUAAGUUUGAAAUUAUUUCAAAAUAAAAGUAAAUCAGAAAAAAAAUCUAAAGACUUGUUCAAGAAAAAGAAACCUUUACUUUGCAAGGCUAUUAUGAGGAUUGUGCUAGGCACAGAGCAUUUGCUCCAUAGGUGAUGCCACUGUCAGCUAGAGAAAAGACGCACUUCUCACAAGAAGUCACAAGGGGGCAUCUGAAAACCAAGAAACAAGGUCUAGCACAGGGCUUCAGGGCCUGCAGUGCUGUGGAUGGGGAUUGUCCACCCUUCCUUACCCAGAAUGCACUCCUCAACCCAAAAGAAAGAGCAAGCUUUGUCUGUUGCAAACUGGGGAUUAGUCCAUUCACAAUAGACAAGGCUUUGGAGCACCUGAGAGCUAGCCUCUGCUCCUCCUGUUUGGGUGUGGAUUUCACAGCAGCUCUCGAGGGUCACUGCAUCCAUCACAACCAGGAUAUCUAGUCUGGAGACCUAUGAAGAGGCUCAUGAAUGUGACAGCAAUGGAGACACUACCAUAGAUGUCAACUCAAGGCCAUACCUGGGCCCGUCAGGUGAAGAAGGAGGAUGAGGAAGAGGACCCACUGGACCAGCUGAUCUCCCGCUCUGGCUGUGCUGCUUCCCACUAUGCAGUGCAGGAGUGCAUGGCCCAGCACCAGGACUGGCGACAGUGCCAGCCACAGGUGCAGGCUUUCAGAGACUGCAUGAGUGAACAGCAGGCAAGGCGGCGGAAGGAGCUGCAGAGGAGGAAAGAGCAAGACGAUGCCCACAGCUGAGACCCCAAACCAUCUAUCCCCAGAGGAUGGCCUACAGAAACUAGCACCCAGAGAAAUCCUGAACAGUGGAAGUGUGUGCCAAGAGGUAGAAAACUCUGGGAUAGUCUUUGGGAUUAGGGUUGAGAGGCAGGCAGCCAUGGGUUUGGACAUGACUGUCAUAAAGAAAGAAUUGUCAUAUUUUUAUGGUGAGACCCACACAUCCUCAUUCAUCUUGUUCCACGAAUAUUAAAUAUUGACCAAUAUUUGCCAUGUAAAAGAGUGGGGUUAAGGCAUGCUCUUCUAUCCUACAUCUCGGGGUCAGUGUGCCAAGUACUGAGCUGAUAACAUGGACAUUGAAUUUUAGAAGUAAAUUCACAAUCUAAAGGUAAAUGGGUUACCUAAUCAGGUCUUCAUUUAUUCAGUCAUUGGUUCAACAACCAAUGUUGAUCUUCUCAUGUGCCAGGCACUGUUGGAAACUGAUGUGAUAAAUAAUAUUAUUUCUGCCUUCAUGUUUAGCCUAGCUUGAGAGACAGAAAUAAAACAACAUUGGAACGUUAACUAAAUAAUUCCUGAUGAUGAUAUAAAUGACUUUAUCUUUGAUAA
Molecule: messenger RNA, 1446 nt
Organism: Miniopterus natalensis
Lineage: Eukaryota; Metazoa; Chordata; Mammalia; Chiroptera; Miniopteridae
Source: RefSeq, a predicted model, not a curated record